Molecule: messenger RNA, 1299 nt
Organism: Prosopis cineraria
Lineage: Eukaryota; Viridiplantae; Streptophyta; Magnoliopsida; Fabales; Fabaceae
Exons: 1
Biological process (GO): chloroplast organization; regulation of DNA-templated transcription
Cellular component (GO): chloroplast
Molecular function (GO): double-stranded DNA binding
Source: RefSeq, a predicted model, not a curated record
UAUGAAUUUGAAGGAAGCGCGCUCUCAUGCUUCGUCUUUUAUCAACUUUCUCACGUCGUUUUUCUGCUGUCUUCGACCGCGAAACCUUCCCAACUAUUCACUUCUGCCACCUGUUCGACCAAAUGCUUAGCCCAAGUUGAAGAGGCAGCGAAAAACACUACAGCUCAAUCAACCGAUGCUGUUCAAGUUUUUAGGGAAUGGGGUUGUAAUGAUGAGGAUUUGGCGAAAAUUUUGAAACGUAACCCAUGUUUGCGCAAAUCUAAAGCUGCGCUGCUUCAGUCGAAGCUCGCUCUGCUAAGUCGCUACGGGCUAAAGGCCCCUGACCUGGUGAGGAUAAUCAAUUGUAGGCCAAGGUUUCUUAGCUCCCGGGUUAAUCGUUUCUUCGCCGAGAGGCUUUCAUAUCUUAAUUCAUUGUUUGAGUCGCAGGCAUUGCUUAAGAGAGCCCUUGUGACGAAUCCUUCACUCUUAAUCUAUGAUUUUAACAAAACCAUUCAACCUGUUCUUGCACAAUAUGAAGAGUUGGGUGUAAACAGAGAUGACUUUCUUUUCAUGAUCUGUUCUCGGCCCACACUUAUUUCGAGGACUUCAUUUAAUGAGGAGAAGCUGGAAUAUAUACGCAAGACUGGUUUAACCACGGAUUCAAAGAGGUAUAAAUAUGUUGUAGCAAUAAUUGGCGUCUCUCGUCUGGAAACAAUCCGUGAGAAGAUGGCACAUUUUGCCAAAUUUGGUUUCUCUGAUGAAGAGAUAUUUCAAUUUAUUGGGCGGUCUCCUUUUGUCUUGACACUGUCAAUUGAAAAGGUUCAGAGGAACAUGACGUUCGUGUUGGGCACAAUUAAUUUGGAAGCGAAAAUAGUUCUUGAGAAUCCACAUCUCUUGUUUUUAAACCUAGAUAACAAGUUGAAACCUCGGUUUUUCCUGAUGAGGAAGAUAGGAGACAUGGAUUCUAAGUUGAAAUGUACACAGCCUUCAGUGAUUAGUGCUCUGAGGAUGAAAGAAAAGAGGUUCAUGAAGGCAUUCAUCGAAUGCCAUAGCAAGGAAGUGGCCAAUGAGUUGUUGGAGUUCUAUAUGAAGGCAAAAGAAGUGAAGAGAUUAGCAGAAUCAUCGAGGAAGCAUGUUUGUCUAGGAUUUCCAUUUUGAGUCCCUCCCAUGUGCUUUUUCAUAACUUGCAGCAGGAAUAUAGAUCAGGACGCAUGUUGCAAAUUCGUUGUAGUUGUUGAGGGUAUAAGGGAUUUUCUUGGAAACAGGGGCUUCAAUUUUUGUGACCCAUCUGGCUUUGAAAUUUAUUUCUUCGUUCUGAUG